This is a messenger RNA of Chelmon rostratus (copperband butterflyfish), 3075 nucleotides long. RefSeq names its product chloride channel, voltage-sensitive 1a (gene clcn1a). Bases 1 to 3075 code for a protein of 1024 amino acids. Gene Ontology annotation, cellular component: membrane. The transcript has 24 exons. Gene Ontology annotation, molecular function: voltage-gated chloride channel activity. Gene Ontology annotation, biological process: chloride transport; transmembrane transport. The record is from RefSeq and is a predicted model, not a curated record. Lineage: Eukaryota; Metazoa; Chordata; Actinopteri; Chaetodontiformes; Chaetodontidae.
AUGGCCGCAGAUGCGUCGGAAAGGAAGGCUCUGAGAUACAAGCAAACCCUGCUCUAUGGGGAGUACCAAGAGCACCAAGGAGGCUCUGGUAGACGGGAGGCCACGCGCCUGCUGACAGAGAGACAGAUCAAGAAACAUGGCAACCAUCCCCGCAGCCACGCGAGGACACGACAUGGACACGGCCGCCGCGGCCAUGGUCAAAAUGGAUACCACAGUCGACACGGACAUCAGCACAGCUUUCACAGCAGACAAAGGAACAGGCGUCAUACCAACAUGGAGGCAGAGGCUGAUGCUGAUGAGCAGACAGCUGAGCCCGACAUCGUGUCCUCCAUAAAGAAGAGACGCUCGUACUCCAAGUGUAGAGACUGCAUAGCACGGGUUCAGAGAUUCCUCGUGACCAGGUUGGGAGAAGACUGGAUCUUCCUCGUUAUGCUGGGCAUCACAAUGGCUCUGGUCAGCUGGACAAUGGACUAUGCCAGUGCCAAAAGCCUGCAAGCCUAUAAAUGGAUUUAUGGGGAGCUGAAGGGGAACAUCCCCCUGCAGUACCUGGCCUGGGUUUCAUAUCCCCUGAUAUUCAUCCUGUUCUCCUCCCUCUUCUGUCACCUGGUCUCUCCUCAAGCUAUCGGUUCUGGUAUCCCUGAGUUGAAGACCAUCCUGAGAGGUGUGGUGCUGAAGGAAUAUUUAACGCUCAAGGCCUUUGUUGCUAAAGUCAUUGGUCUGACUGCUGCCCUGGGCAGCGGGAUGCCUGUGGGCAAAGAGGGCCCGUUUGUUCACAUUGCCAGUAUCUGUGCUGCAGUUCUCAGCAGGUUCAUGUCCUUCUUUUCUGGAGUUUAUCAGAAUCCAUACUGUUAUACAGACAUCCUGACAGUGGGCUGUGCUGUGGGGGUGGGCUGCUGCUUUGGUACUCCACUUGGAGGUGUGCUCUUCAGCAUAGAGGUGACUUCUACAUACUUUGCUGUGAGAAACUACUGGAGGGGAUACUUUGCUGCUACAUUUAGUGCCUUCAUAUUCAGAGUGCUAUCUGUGUUCAACAAAGACGCAGUAACCAUCACUGCUCUGUUCAGGACAAACUUUCGCAUGGAUUUCCCUUUUGACCUGCAGGAGUUGCCAGCAUUUGCCAUCAUUGGCAUCUCCUGUGGGUUCCUGGGGGCGUUCUUCGUCUACCUCAACAGACAGGUGGUGCUGUUCAUGAGACGACACAACGCCAUGACCCGCUUCCUGACCAAAUACCGGCUGAUCUUUCCUGCCGUGGUAACGCUGGUCAUCGCCACCUUAACGUUCCCACCCGGGUUUGGACAGUUCAUGGCAGGAGAGCUGAUGCCCAGGGAGUGCAUCAACUCUCUGUUUGACAACUUCACAUGGACAAAGAUUUCAGGAUCUCCUCCUCCGGUCGGUCUCGGUCGCUCCACCGCCUGGCUGCACCCUGAUGUCAGUGUCUUCCUCAUCCUGCUGCUCUUCUUCCUCAUGAAGUUCUGGAUGUCUGCAGUGGCCACCACCAUGCCCAUCCCAUCUGGGGCCUUCAUGCCUGUCUUCAUCCUGGGAGCUGCAUUUGGCAGGCUGGUGGGGGAGAUCAUGGCCACCCUGUUUCCUCAUGGGAUCGUGUUUGAUGGCAUCCUCUACCGCAUCAUCCCUGGAGGGUACGCUGUCAUUGGAGCGGCAGCUUUGACCGGAGCCGUGACUCACACCGUCUCCACAGCGGUUAUCUGCUUCGAGUUGACGGGCCAGAUCUCUCACAUCCUGCCCAUGAUGGUGGCAGUAAUCCUGGCCAACAUGGUGGCCCAGGGCCUGCAGCCCUCUCUGUACGACUCCAUCAUCCAGGUGAAGAAGCUGCCGUACCUGCCGGAGCUCGGCUUCGGACACAUGAGCCAGUACAACAUCUUUGUAGAAGACAUCAUGGUGAGAAAAGUGAAGUUUAUAUCGUCUCAGUCCACGUACAGGGAAGUCAAACUCCUGCUGGACUCCUCGUCACUCAAGUCAAUCCCACUGGUCGACUCAAAAGAUUCUAUGAUCCUGUUGGGCAGCAUUGACAGGUUGGAGCUUCUGGCUCUCUGUGAUUGGUGGUUGUCACCAGAGAGAAGGCUCCUGAUGCAGAACCAGUCUCAGAAACACAGCUGGGAAUCCUUCGCCUUCGUAGAUGAGGAGGAGGAGGACGAUGAGGAGAAGGGCAGCCCGGUGCAGGAGGAGAGGAACGGUCCCCUGCCUCCAUCAAAACCUCAGGAGUCUUCUUCAAACCACACUGCUCCUGUUCCUGAAAAAGGUCCUCUACAGUCUGUGAGGACGACACUCAGGAAUCUCUUCAACUCUGAGAACAGACAGACAGAGGGACAGUCACAGGAGCCCUGUCCCCCUCCCCUGUCAGACACGAUGACACCAGAGGAGAUCAAAGCGUGGGAAGAGGCAGAGAUGGACAAGCCGAUGGAAAUCGAUGACAUACGAGUAGACCCCUCCCCUUUCCAGCUUGUUGAGAGAACGUCAUUACACAAGACCCACACUUUAUUCUCACUGCUGGGCCUAAGUCAUGCUUAUGUGACCAGUAUCGGCAAACUGGUGGGGGUGGUGGCGCUCAAAGAGCUCCAGAAAGCUAUAGAGGGCUCCACCCGCUCUGGUGUCCGGCUGCGUCCUCCCCUCGCCAGCUUUCGCGACAUCAGCAACCACAACUCUGUCACUAAACCUCCGCCCUCUUCUCCCGCUGCGUCUUCAUCUCUGACCGCCACCCCCUCUCCCUCAGCUCCGACCGCUCCACAGCCUCCUUCGCCCUCUCACCACCACCACCACCAUCACUGCCAAGAGAAUGAGACAGAGGUGUGGAUUGAGGGUGUGAAGACGGAGGCGGAGGAGAGAAGGAGCAGCAGCGCAGGUAGCGGCGGGGGCAGCAGCACCAGCGCAGGGGCCUGCACCUCCACCAGCAGGAGCUGUAGCUACAACAGCAACCUCACCCUCCCUCCCUCCUCCACUCCUCCCCCUGUCCCCUCUUCCUCCGCUCCCCCUCCCUCCUCCGUCCCUUCCUCCACCAUGGGACCCCGACAGGGACUCUUUGAGGGGGAUGAAGACAGCGAUGAUGAGCCAAUGGUUUAG